ACAUAUAUUCAUAUUCUCCACGGAAACUGGGGAAGCGGCCAGACGUGCAUGACCUGAGUUCGCUUGCGAAGUUUUGUGUCCAGAUUUUAUGAAAUCCGAUAAGUUUUGACAAUUCGGUCAGCAUGUCGUUUCGGCCGUUACCUAUUCUUUUUAUCAAUCUGGGAGGGGAGAUGCUGUACAUUCUAGACCAGAGAUUGCGGGCGCAAAACAUCCCAAUUGACAAGUCUAAGAAAGUUAUGAAUGACAUCAUCAGCACCAUGUUCAAUCAACGAUUCAUGGAGAAUCUCUUCAGGCCACAGGAGAUUUAUUCCAAGAAGGGCAUGCGUACAGUGUUUGACCGGUUGGCUCAUGCGUCUAUCAUGCGACUCAACACAGCAAGCAUGGAUAAGCUGUAUGAUUUGAUGACAAUGGCUUUGAAGUACCAAGUCUCUCUGUGUCUGCGUCCCUCGGAUAUCCUGUUAGUGACCUUCAAUCAUCUGGAUGCCAUCAGGACCUUUGUUGAGGAUUCAAUCCCAAUAUGUAACCAGGUGGAAACAGUCAUCAGGAUGAUGAUUAAGACUUACAGUUCACUGUCCAUGGGAGAAUUUCAGCUGAUCAGGCAAACACUUCUAGAAUUCUUUCAAGACAUCCAUAUAAGGGUCUCUAUUUUUCUGAAAGACAAGGUGCAGAAUUCCAAUGGGAGGUUUGUUCUGCCAUUGGCUGGACCAGUCCCGUAUGGAGCAGAAAUACCAGGAUCCAUUAGGUAUUACGAUGAAUCCGGGAAGCACAUCAAGACAACAGAGUUUCCUUCAGGCAGUAAAUACCAAGCGUCGUUACGAGAAGGCUCCGUGGAUAUGAAAGGAGACCGGGUCAUCAAGCUGGGUACAAACAUGUACAGCACCGUCAGACCAACGGAUACAACAGUCAGCAGUCCACCACAGAAGACUGCAGUGGUUUCAUCAACGGCAGAAGAUGCCACAGCAAACCCUAAUCCAAUGGUGAAGGCUGAGCUGAACCUUCUAGCUCAUCUCAUGGGGGCAGUAGAGACCAAGAAGGAGAAGUCUGGCUUCAGGGUCAAUAUGUUCAACACGGACGAGGAAGAAGAGCAAUUUGCAGCAUCAAGACCACCACCUGAUAUGUAUGAUUUCAAAGUAAUCAACAUAGAUGCAUCCAAGAUACAGAAAAGUGAUGAGCUUACCAGGAUCAUGGGUGACCUCUCAAUCCCAGAAUCCUCAGGGCAAAGUAGUAAGGGGGAUGACCUACUUGAACUCAUGGACAGUGCUUCAUGAUUCCCCUCCCCCAAGGAGCCACUCCCCAACCCCUCCCCUAAACAGUGCUUCAUGAUUCCCCUGCCCCAAGGAGCCACUCCCCCACCCCUCCCAUGGACAGUACUUCAUGAUUCCCCUCCCCCACGGAGCCACUCCCCCACCCCUCCCGAGGACAGUACUUCAUGAUUCUUCUCCCCCAGGGAGCCACUUCCCCACCCCUCCCAUGGACAGUGCUUCAUGAUUCCCCUCCCCCAGGGAGCCACUCCCCCACCCC
This is a messenger RNA of Patiria miniata (bat star), 1521 nucleotides long. Its product is annotated as protein OSCP1-like. Gene Ontology annotation, biological process: transport. The record is from RefSeq and is a predicted model, not a curated record. Gene Ontology annotation, cellular component: plasma membrane; cytoplasm. Bases 123 to 1268 code for a protein of 381 amino acids. The transcript is spliced from 9 exons. NCBI's taxonomy places the organism in Eukaryota, Metazoa, Echinodermata, Asteroidea, Valvatida, Asterinidae.